Messenger RNA from Thalassophryne amazonica, 1092 nucleotides. RefSeq names its product putative nuclease HARBI1. Bases 1 to 1092 code for a protein of 363 amino acids. The record is from RefSeq and is a predicted model, not a curated record. The transcript has 5 exons. NCBI's taxonomy places the organism in Eukaryota, Metazoa, Chordata, Actinopteri, Batrachoidiformes, Batrachoididae.
AUGGAGUCUGUGGCACUGCUCAGGCGGUGCUCACCCUUAAUGGUGAGGGACAACGAGUCCUUUCUUCCUCUCAACUGGGAUUAUAACUGUCUCACAAAUGGAAGACAGAGCGACAAGACGUGGAAUUCAGGUUCUGGUCACAGCCUGCGGAUGUUUUCGGCUGACUCUGCCAUUGUAGACUGCAUCAGCAGUGACCAGGUGGCUGAGUACAGGAGUGUGGUGGACAGGUUUGCGGAGUGGUGCGGAAUCAACCACCUGCAGCUCAACGUACCUAAGACGAAGGAGAUGGUCCUGUCGACCUUAGGUUUCCUGGCAACAGGCGUGUUCCAACGGGAAAUAGCCGACAGGUCUGGAAUUACGCAGUCCAUGAGCCACAUCCUGCCACACGUGUUGGCAGGGAUACGGGAUCUCGCUCCACGUUACAUCAGAUUCCCUUACAAUAACGCCGAGCAGGCGGUGACAAAGAGGGACUUUCAUGAGCUUGCCGGCUUUCCAAAUGUAAUAGGGGCAAUUGACUGCACGCAUGUGCGUCUGAGACCACCCUCGGUCAAUGAUUACGCAUAUGUGAACAGAAAGAAUUAUCAUUCAAUCAAUGUGCAGCUCAUCUGUGAUGCCCAUAUGCGUCUCGUUAACGUUGUGUGGUGGCCGGGGAGUACCCAUGACGCAUACAUAUUCCAACACAGCAGCAUGGCAAGAGGACUGCAGGAUGGCAUGGCGCACGGCUUUCUCCUGGGUGAUAAGGGAUAUCCCUUACUGGUAAAUCUCAUCACGCCACUGCACAACCCACUCACAGCGCAGGAGCAGCGCUUUAACCUGGCACACACAAAAACCUGUGUGGUUGUGGAGCGCUGUGCAGGCCUGCUGAAGGGCAGGUGGAUGUGUCUCGGGCAUGCAGGAGGAACACUCCUGUACACACCAGAGAAGGUCUGUCGUAUAAUUCUGGCCUGCUCGGUGCUGCACAAUAUUGCAUUGGAAAACCAUGUGCCUUAUGGAGAGGGGAUCCCCAAUGACCGCAUCGAGCAGGAUCCGUGGCCAAUUCCUCCUGCAGCUCGGGCCAUUCAAUUAAGGCAGGAGCUCAUCCAUCGUUUCUGA